Messenger RNA from Rhinocladiella mackenziei CBS 650.93, 369 nucleotides. RefSeq lists its product as uncharacterized. The coding region runs from base 1 to 369 and encodes 122 amino acids. The transcript has a single exon. The record is from RefSeq and is a predicted model, not a curated record. NCBI's taxonomy places the organism in Eukaryota, Fungi, Ascomycota, Eurotiomycetes, Chaetothyriales, Herpotrichiellaceae.
AUGUCGCAAGAUCGUGAUACCGGACCCAAUGUGAUCAGUAUGCUUACCAAGUGGCAUGGAUACGGUAAUCGGAAUUCCGCCUGGGUCAAGUUGCAGUUGGAUGAAUACGAGGAACAUUUGAACAUGAACGGCGCUAUGAUAGGACAAACGCUUCUAGGUUUUAUCGCGUACUUUUCAACAGGCGAUCAAGCAGGUAUCGAAUCACGGCCAACUACUGUUCUUCGAUCUUUGCUCCUUCCUGCUAUGUUGGAUACCGCCGGGUCCGCCGGGUACGCCGAGGAGGUCACUCAAGCCAACAUAUUCCUCGGAUAUGCAGGUUGUGUUUGCUCUGGCUGGGGCUCGUCGGUAGCAUGGCAUGCUGCUGCUUAG